AUGCCCAUGUCGAACAUGAUCCGCGCGCGCCCCGCCGUGCGCCGUGCUGCCCUGCUCUCGCGACCUGCCGCCACCGUCCCCGCCGCCGCCGCCGCCUUCUCCGCACGCCUCUCGUCACCCAGCUCCGCUCUCGCGCUGCGCAAUGUCUCACAGCACCGAUGGGCCUCGGGCGGAGGCUCCAAUGGCAGAGAUUUCAUGGGCCAGCUGUACGACAGCACACAGGCGCGCCUGCAGAGGGAAAAAGCGGAGCAGGCAAGGUUUGCCGCCCAGAGAGACCUGACCGGCCGCGGGACCAAGGGCGCAGGACUGUUGGCCCUAAUUUUCGUCGCCAUCGCCGCGGGCUAUUACGCCGGUGCGCAGAAACCAGCCUCGCUGCCCGCCGAUUCGACCGCCCCCCUCUACAAGACUGAGGACUUGAAGCAUGACACGUCGACGGGCAACUUGCAGGCGGCGUGGGCGGACUUCAGGGCCAUUGUCGGCGAGGAGAACAUCUCCACCAACGAGAUAGACCUGAAGGCGCAUGCCGGAUCCGAGUGGUCUUCGUACCCCUCUCUGCCUGGCGACGUGCCCUUCGCAAUCGUCAAGCCGGCGUCGACCGACGAGGUCAGCCAGAUCAUGAAGGUCUGCCACCAGAGAAGGAUACCCGUUACGCCUUACUCCGGCGGCACGAGCCUGGAGGGCCACUUCGCCGCGACGCAGGGAGGCAUCUGCAUCGACUUCAGUCGUAUGGACAAGAUCGUCAAGCUGAACAGGGAUGACAUGGACGUCGUCGUGCAGCCCGCCGUGGGCUGGGAGGCCCUGAACGAGGAGCUGGCCGAGCACAACCUCUUCUUCCCGCCCGAUCCUGGCCCGGGUGCGCAGAUAGGCGGCAUGGUCGGCACCGGCUGCUCCGGCACGAACGCCUACCGCUACGGCACCAUGCGCGACUGGGUGCUCUCGCUGACGGUCGUGCUUGCCGACGGCACUGUCAUCACGACGCGCCAGCGCCCGCGCAAGAGCAGCGCCGGCUACGACCUCACGCGCAUGUUCAUCGGCAGCGAGGGCACGCUUGGCCUCGUCACCGAGGCGACGCUCAAGCUGACGACCAAGCCGGCCAACACUUCGGUGGCCGUCUGCAGCUUCGCCAGCAUCCGCGAUGCCGCCGACUGCGUCUUCCGCGUCGUUGGUGCGGGCGUGCCCAUCGCCGCCAUCGAGAUUCUAGACGACGUUCAGAUGCGGUGCAUCAACGACGCGGGCUCGACGUCGAAACGGUGGAAGGAGGCACCGACGCUGUUUUUCAAGUUCGCCGGCACGCCUACAAGCGUCAAGGAGCACAUCAGCAUCGUCCAGAGCUUGGCCAAGAGCACGGGAAGCAAGAGUUUCGAGUUCGCUCGCAGCAAGGAUGAGGCGGACCAGCUGUGGAGCGCCCGUAAGGAAGCGCUUUGGAGCGUGAUGGCUAAGAAGCGGGACGAGGGCGACAAAGUCUGGACCACAGACGUCGCGGUCCCAAUCAGCAAGUUGUCUCAGAUAAUCGAGGAGACCAAGGCCGAUAUCGACAAGAGCGGCCUCAUCGGCGCCAUUGUGGGCCAUGUUGGUGAUGGAAACUUCCACGCCAUCCUGCUUUACAAUGACAAGGAGCACGCCGCGGCUGAUGGCGUCGUCCAUCGCAUGGUGAAGCGUGCCAUCGAAAUGGAAGGCACUGCUACAGGUGAGCACGGAGUUGGCCUCGUCAAGCGUGACUACCUGAACCACGAAUUGGGCGAGUCGACGGUCGAUGCCAUGAGAAAGCUCAAGCAGGCGUAUGACCCACUUUGCUUGCUCAACUGCGACAAGGUGGUGAGGACAAAGAAGCCAAAGCCGGGCGAGGUCCAGCCGUGGUAG
Molecule: messenger RNA, 1860 nt
Organism: Diplodia corticola
Lineage: Eukaryota; Fungi; Ascomycota; Dothideomycetes; Botryosphaeriales; Botryosphaeriaceae
Product: d-lactate dehydrogenase
Exons: 3
Coding region: 1-1860 (619 amino acids)
Biological process (GO): lactate catabolic process
Cellular component (GO): mitochondrion
Molecular function (GO): D-lactate dehydrogenase (cytochrome) activity; FAD binding; D-lactate dehydrogenase (NAD+) activity
Source: RefSeq, a predicted model, not a curated record